AUGUACAACCAGGAUUAUUAUAAUUCUUUCCCGCAGGUUCCCCCAACAACCUCUAACAAUACCUAUGGGUCAAACAGAAGGCAAGAAAGAGAUCAUCCUUUCUCUUCCCAGAUAGACGCUUCCACUAGAGUAGGUCAACAUUCUAUAGUUGGUGGACCGCUGCAAAUGCCUUCAAAAGCUCUGUCAAUGCCUACACCCUCACCCAACAAUGGUACACUAUACUCCUCUGUCAACCUUAUGGAACCUGAUCAUUGGCCGCCACCACAGGGUUAUGCCACACACUUUCCUCCUUUCAUCCCUUCACUUCCAACUCCUACAUUUACUUCUACAAUGGAAAACCGAGGUUCAUCUCAAUUUUGUAACUCCAUGCCAUAUGCGGCAGUGGAAGAACGCUCUCUAAUUGAUGUCCCAGCCUCCCUAUAUCCCUCAAUAAGGCAUCCAGAUAUGCCUUCUGUUCCUGGUGAUAGGGUAACAACUAUGCCCAGUUACCUGCCACCUUUGUGUGGGGCUCCCUCUGGCCCAGCUGGUAUGUCCCCAAGUCAUGCAACAUCAGGUCACGGUAUGAUGCCUCAUCCUCCCACCUCAUCAGCUUGGCAUAAAGAAACUCCCUCACGCUCAUCUUCCAUGACACAGUAUGAAGGGUCUUCAUCUGCUUCUCAGCUGCGUUACUCAACAAGGCCAUCACCAGAAUUCCAACCAUCAUUGCCUCUCCCAACACCAAAUGAUACAAGCAUGGCACCAUAUUUUGUGCGUAACAAGUUACAUGGGGAAGAGGAUGCCUUGCAUGUGAGAGCUCCAAUCAUAAAUUCUAUUGGGGGCAUGCCCCGGUCUUCGGUCCACAAUACAGAUCAGUUGAUAGACACAGUCACACAUAACAGUGGGAUACCAAAUGAGAUGGUUAGGGGACAUUCACCUUCAUCCUUCAUACCAGAUAACACCAUGAUUCACAAUGAUACACACAAAAGUCACAUCGAGGAAAGCCUCUGGGCACAACCAAAUGGGUGUGUGCAACACCAGUUACCUAUCAACUUUGCUGAAGCCACACCCAAUUGUACCAUGAGUAUGAAGCGGCCAGCUGAUGAUGUCUUGGCAGAUGAUUUGGCCUUACAAACUUCCUGCAACUGGAGGGGGUCUUCAUGCCACCUUACCCAUCAGCAAUUUUCACACAAAAGUGGGGAUUCUUUCUUGGUCCCUCCACUGCAGACAACAGCUCCUGUUGUUGAUCAAGCUCGAAUGAGUGCCUCAAGGCCACUGACACAUCCACCAUCAUUGCCCGGUGGGGUGAGAAGACUGGUGCAAAGGAUGAGACCGGGCAGGAAUACAGUUGACAGAAACCGUGAGCCAGAAAUUCCUCCAGGUACCUUUUCAGACUUGUGGGUGGCUAGAGCUACUCAAAACACUCAAGCAGCAGCAGACAAUCCUCCAGAUGACAACUCUAACCAAGAGAAUCAGGCUUCACCAGACUUGAAGGACAGGGACAGCGAGCUUCCAAUUGGUGGAGAUGAUAUGGUCACAAUUGCUCUAGAUGCCUCCUUUGUUACCCCUCACAUUACCAAUCAGUCCUCAUGCCCCCCUCCCUUGCACUACCGCUCAAGGCCUGAUAUACAUGAGCCCCCACCUUCUUAUGAUGCUGAACAUAAAGCAGGUCCUCCAACAGAAUCGUCAAGGGUGGAUGACAAGAGAUCCUCUUAA
This is a messenger RNA of Tremella mesenterica DSM 1558, 1692 nucleotides long. RefSeq lists its product as uncharacterized. The record is from RefSeq and is a predicted model, not a curated record. The coding region runs from base 1 to 1692 and encodes 563 amino acids. Lineage: Eukaryota; Fungi; Basidiomycota; Tremellomycetes; Tremellales; Tremellaceae. The transcript has a single exon.